CAAAGAUCUUCAGAGCUUCUUCAGCUUCUACCAGCAGCAGCACAAAGGUCCACACAAGCCAGCAGCCUGGUGAUGAAGAUGAUGAGCCGUCCACUCCCCCAAUACAGGAUGUUGACCAGCAACACUUAGAGGAGGAAACUGGUUGUGAACCAACGUUGUCUGGAGCUCCACCUACUAAGCAGACACCUCUGUACCAGUGCAACCCCACACCUCCACAGGACAUCAGUUUGUUCCAGCCAAGGAGCAGUGGGCUGAUGAACAAACUGAGACCCAGAUCUGAAAGCAGGAAGAGAACCUUACUGAGGAGCAGCCAAAGAUGUUCGCCAAAGAGAUCCUGUCAGACAAGCUGGAAGAGCCUGUGUUUGUGCUCGAUCAGGUUCCUGUUUCUCCUCCAGUUCUAUGUUGCCAGUCUUCACAGAAACAGAAAAGACAGAGAAGCCCCUCUCCAUCAGCUUCUACAUGCUCUCCACCACCUUUCUCCCCAACAGACCAACCACAUCUCCAAUUGCUUCAUGAAAAUAAGAAGAGAAAGGGGCAAAGAAGAAGUAGAAAUUCAUUGGUUGCCUUGUGGUGUUUGUGGUAAAAACUGGGAGGACACGUGGGAACCUGCAACCUCCCAACACUUAGCCGUGCCUGAAGUUCCACCUCCUUCAGCCUGCGAGGAAGUCCUUCUGUGAACUGGUUUGUUUUCCUUGUAUCUUGUAAACUGUAGUUAUGUUCUGUCCAGAGUUUUAAUGUCAGCUGUUCACAUUGUUAUGUUUGUAAUGCUGUUGUUAUCUAAUGUUAUGUUGGGAUUUUUAUUUACACAAUUUAUUUCAUUGUCUGUAAAAAAUUAAAUAAAAUGUGAGUCCCGACUAAAAUCUGUAAUUCAAACUGGAUGAUGCUGGUUUAGUCACUGCAGCAGCAAACAUCUGCCUUUUUUGAGGCCUGUAAUUUACAACAGAAAUUUGUGCUCAUUUUUUCAGUAAAUGUUUUUUUUUUCAACAACACACAAAUAUAUAAGUUAAAGCUACGUUUACCGCACAAUUUCCUAGAGAGUUUUGCCAUCCUCAAGUGAAACUACAAACAUUUUCAUUGUGAGGCAGAAUUCUGAUAUCCUAAACUUAAAAGCUUAAACUUCAAUUAGCCAAAUUAUAUUUUCUCUUCUUUGUACAACAGUGAAAGUGAACUUAUUUCAGGCGCUAGCUUCUGUUGAGGUAAAAUAAUGCUAUCACUGAUAUUCUUGCGGCCUCAACCUCUCCCAGUCCGGAUGUCGUGAGAAAGAACAGAUGAAGAGCAGGAAAUUAAGAUUAA
This is a messenger RNA of Girardinichthys multiradiatus, 1293 nucleotides long. RefSeq lists its product as uncharacterized. The record is from RefSeq and is a predicted model, not a curated record. The coding region runs from base 255 to 677 and encodes 140 amino acids. The transcript has 5 exons. Lineage: Eukaryota; Metazoa; Chordata; Actinopteri; Cyprinodontiformes; Goodeidae.